GCGGUUGGCAACAAUAGCAGAAGCGGCAAUGCAGCAAGCCCCGGUGGCAGCACCGUGAUCCAUAGUCCCGGCUCAACAAUAGCCGAUAUGCCGCUGCCUGUCGAUGUGAAAAGGAGAGCCAUGGCCACAUAUGUCCUCGAGGUUGGAAUUGCGCUUUACUCUGUUCUCGUCGGUCUAGCUUUGGCUGUAAGUGACAAGGACUUCACGGUCAUGCUGGUUGCGAUCUGCUUCCACCAAUUCUUUGAGGGUCUUGCGCUUGGCUCAUCACUGGCUGAGCUCUGUCCUGCCAAUGGCUGGCAGCAGGAUCCGACAACAGAGGCUGACAUGAGUAUUCCAGAGAGCCCGGGCGGUAGCAGGCAGGAGUAUGUCAAUGUGGACUUUGUCGACUCUACCACAUUCCCAGCGGAAACAGUGUACCCAUUGCCUGCAAAGUUGCCAACAGCUCACAAGAACAAGUCCCACCAGGACGCUGAAUUCUCGAUGGCUACUUCGUUUACGCCCGAGCCCUGGCAAGUCAACCCUCAGCUGGAGAGGACGCUCGGUGAACCAGCCCAUGGUAACAUGCCCGUGCAUCCUAUUCGGCAUGCGCAAGACGAUAUGGAUGGCGAUGCUGUCUUGGUCCCGGUUGCUAGAUAUCUCCAGCCACGCACAACUCCAGAACGUCUGCCGGGAUGGUGGAAGGCGUGGAUCAGCGGUCUGGCGUUCACGAUGACCACACCACUUGGUAUCGUCAUUGGCCUUGCUGUACGCCAUGUAUAUGAGCCCCACUCAAAGUACGCCCUGCUGCUGAACGGUGUUCUUGAGAGCAUCUGUGCUGGUGUCCUGGUAUACACUGGCCUAAUAACCAUGGUAGUCGGCGGAUUCAGCUCGCUACAAGUGUCCCUGUUUUUGGCGGUGUAUAUGGGCGCUGCAGCCAUGGCGAGUCUAAAGAUCUGGAAGUAGUUUGCAUAGUUUGUAUUGUUGAUGCGAG
Linderina pennispora is the source of this 970-nucleotide messenger RNA. RefSeq lists its product as uncharacterized. The transcript is spliced from 5 exons. Gene Ontology annotation, biological process: zinc ion transmembrane transport. NCBI's taxonomy places the organism in Eukaryota, Fungi, Kickxellomycota, Kickxellomycetes, Kickxellales, Kickxellaceae. Gene Ontology annotation, cellular component: plasma membrane. Gene Ontology annotation, molecular function: zinc ion transmembrane transporter activity. The record is from RefSeq and is a predicted model, not a curated record. The coding region runs from base 88 to 942 and encodes 284 amino acids.